Daphnia magna is the source of this 2545-nucleotide messenger RNA. RefSeq lists its product as uncharacterized. NCBI's taxonomy places the organism in Eukaryota, Metazoa, Arthropoda, Branchiopoda, Diplostraca, Daphniidae. The record is from RefSeq and is a predicted model, not a curated record.
AGUUGGCUCACGUCCGUUCACGAGAGCGGACGUGUCUUAUUCCUCUUUCCAUGUUUUCCUUCUAAAAAGAAGCAUCGAGCAGAACGGCAAUUUCAAAACAAAACAAAAAAGUGCGGAAAACGUUGCCAAUUUGCGACUUUAGUGUUACAUUCGCAGAGGAGGAAUUUUUAGCAUAACGCCAAACAAGGAAUGAGUUGAAGGAUAAAAUCGCCUGGAGGAAGAAAAAAAUAAUACCCCCCCCCCAAAAAAAAAAAAAAAAUGUUGAGCAGUAAGCUCAAAUCGUGGAUGGAAUCGCAUUUGACGCGGAAGAAAUCCUCCGGAAGUAGUACUAGCAGUAGUAAUAAAAAAUCCACAUCCGGAUACCACGGUUCGGGUAGUAACGGCUCGGGCAGUUACAAAGAAUUGUCGCCAGCUGAUAGGAUCGCUCAUCCAGCUUCUGGACUCGUCAAUCUUGUUCCAGCUGUCCCACUAUGCUCUACAAGCGGCCGCAGCAACGCCGGAUUGGUCAUCCGGCUUCAGAACGAUUUCAGAGAGAACCAGCACUCGGCCGCAUCGCCUUGUCAUCUCCGCCAACAACAUCCGUCAUGGACACGCAGUCCAGUCAUGUUGGCCUGGAACACUAAAAUUCCUCCUCCGUCUAUUCCGCUAGCACCGCAAAGACCAAUCGAACCGCCCCUUUCGCCGCCAUCAUCUUCUUCUCAUUGUUCCACCAUCAUUCAGCAGAACGGGGAACCUUCACCAACUGGAAGUGAUUGGACGUCAAAGAGUUUCGCGGAUGAAAGCGGAAUCGGCGGCAGUAGGACUGACCGCGACGGAUCCUUUUCGUCUAGCAAAGCCAACACGACAGGAUCUUCCAUUGGAACGGCGGAUUUUCAUCACGAGUCAGCCGGAAGGCGGAUAAAUGCGCCUUCGCUAUCGUCGCCAGAAUCGGCCUACUCGACCGGAUGCUCGGCCGAUGGAGUUUCGCCCAGUCAAGACGGGACGUACGACUCCAAUUUUCAUCCGCACCAACCGCUGGCGGCUUUAAUCCUCGAUCCAAUAUGGAGAAGAUCGACGCUGGAAGCGGACGCGUCCGGAUCGAAUUCUUCGACCCAGUCGCCGAGAACCAGGCCGGCCAUUCGCACUAACCCGUGGCUUCCGGUGAGGACUAGUUUGACAUCUGCCGGAUCAACAACAUCUGACCGAGCGUCUUGGCUGACGGACUCGACGCCGGAAGCUCCGUUAUCCGAGAUGUGUCCACCAGCCGUGAAGGAAACGGACAUCGUGAGCAGCGGCGAAGACGAUCAUCAACCGGAUGAUCCCGUAGCGGCGGCCAUGGCCGCCUGUGCGGCAAACGAUGAACUCGAUCAAUUGUGCGAUUCCCUUCAGUUGCUAAUGGACGGAGACAAUUUGCGAGUCAUCACCACGACGGGCCAGCCGCAUCGGCAAGUAACGACAGUGGCGCCAUUCAGUCACCAAGCGGCAAAAACUGCAUACAGCCCAGCGCCGGAUAGGAGACGUGCAACUGAUGUAGACGUCGACGAUCAGUACACGCUGCUCAUCCGGCAAACGGAAGAGAUUCUACUGCAACUAGAAAAGGAUGAAAUGCUUUUAGCCAGCCGGAAGAACAUAAACCAGGAAGAAAACGAGACGUCUGCUGCAGCUCAUCUUCCGGCUGGCAAAAACAACUGCAGCAGGCCUUGUUCUGCAUCUUCCGGCUCGCAUCUCAAACAGCCCCGCCGGCGAUUGAGAAAAAGGGCGGCGUCACGAAGACGCUGCUCGAGCCGGAACAGCGCCAUUUUGUCCUCAUCGUCGUCCUCCAGUUCGGAAUCUUCCGAUUGCGAAUACUUGGAUAACAACAACAGACGGAUGCUUUCGUCAUCCGACUGGAACGCCAGCCGACGUCCAAAAAACAUCAACCGGAACAACAGUCUGAGUAAAGGAAUCACCCCUCGUUUUGCCCAGCGUCAAAAUGUUCGAGUGCUUCCGCAAGCGCCACAGCCAUCCGUUCUUCCGGCUCAACCUCCUCGCGACUGCUGGAUUCUCGGUAGUCAAAAACCCAGCUGUUCUCCAGACGAUUGGACUACAGAACACGACAGGCCUCCAUCGCCGGCCCCGAUGGACCCUCACUGCCAUUGGGCCAGCCAUCCCGUCCAGCUGCGAAAUUCCGAACGGAUGGCUGCAACGAGAUCGCCCUCGAUAUCGAGUUGCAGCAGCAACAGUCGAAGAAAUUCACGCGUUCAACUACGUGCGAACUGCGUUGCUGGACAUCAAAGUUCAUCGGGGCCGACAUCUCCGGUAAUCCGAUUAGAUUCUUGGCCGGAUGAUGACUAUCACCACCAAACAAAUACAAGCAACGGUGGCGCUGGGCGGCGCUGGCGCCAGUCCAUGACGCGAGAACAGCAACGUCUCGAAUCUCAGAUUGCGUUUCUUCGCCGCCAGUUGAAGGAUGUCACCGACGAUUAUUACGAUUACGAUAGAGAUCGAACGCCCUCCAGCACUUCAGACUCUUCAUCUCAUUCUCACCGUCUGAAAUAAAGAGCCGACAUGGGGGAAAAAAAAAAAA